AUGAGCUUUGAAAUAACAUUCUUAGGGGCUUCAGGUGGUCCUAUAGAAGGAGUUACAUGUUCAAUGUUAUUAAAACCAAGUAGUGUAUCUUAUAAUGAUAUUUUAUCGAAUAAUUUACCCAAUGAAUUGAUCUGCAUUGAUGCUGGCUCUGGUAUCGGGCUGCUAAGUGAAUUGAUAUAUAAUGAACUGCACGAUAUAUCACCGCUAUCUAGACAACUGCGAAUUUAUAAUAAUAUGCUUUCGUUGGAGCAAUGCUUUAAGACUAAGAUUACCAGGCCGUUUGCAGAGUUGUCUAAUUCAAUAUCUCCCUACGAACAGUCGCAAGAAAUAUUUAAGCUGAUGAACAAUUACUUGAUAUCUCAUGCUCAUAUGGACCAUAUAGCUGGAUUGGUGAUAAAUUCUGCUAGUUUUUGCCAGGAGUCUCCAAAAAAUGUGUAUGGCUCCAAGGGCACUAUUGAUGCUUUGCAAAGGCACAUUUUCAAUGGAUUAGUCUGGCCGAACAUGGCCAAAUUCAACAUGGUUAAACUAUCAUCACAUGAAUACUGGCAGACAUUUUCUAUAAAUGACACUUAUUCAGUAACUAUAUUUGAUCUUUCGCAUGGUAAAAUGCUUUCUAAUGAUGAGAAGACUUCCCAGAGAGCAGAAUCGCCCAACUACUUACAUAACAGUUAUGAUGACAAUUUUGAAAAUUAUCACAACUACAUUUCGUCUGCAUUUUUGGUAACACAUGAAUUGUCUAAUUCAAGUGUGCUAAUAUUUGGAGAUUUCGAAUCUGAUGCUGUUUCGAGGUUGGGUAAAAAUAAACGGAUCUGGUGCAAAAUUGCACCCAUGUUUCUACAACCUGAGAAACAAUUGAAGGGAAUUAUAUUAGAGUGUUCGACAUGCCAAAUAGUUUCUACAAAUGAAUUAUACGGGCAUAUAAUGCCUACACAUUUGAUUAAUGAAUUACGAGCUUUGAAUGAUGAGAUUUUAGCGAUACUACCUUCUUCCAGCAGGCAAAAUGUAACCCCGUUGGCUGGGUUUAAUGUUGUGAUAAAUCAUGUUAAGGAAACACCUAAUCUGUCUGAUCCAAGACGAGAAAUACUCCACGAACUUGAAGUUCUUAAUGAUAAGUAUAAAUUAGGAAUUCAUUUUUCUAUUGCCCUUAACGGAGCAUCGAUUGUACUUUAA
Debaryomyces fabryi is the source of this 1170-nucleotide messenger RNA. RefSeq names its product 3',5'-cyclic-nucleotide phosphodiesterase PDE1 (gene PDE1). The record is from RefSeq and is a predicted model, not a curated record. The coding region runs from base 1 to 1170 and encodes 389 amino acids. Gene Ontology annotation, molecular function: 3',5'-cyclic-GMP phosphodiesterase activity; 3',5'-cyclic-AMP phosphodiesterase activity. Lineage: Eukaryota; Fungi; Ascomycota; Pichiomycetes; Serinales; Debaryomycetaceae. Gene Ontology annotation, biological process: cGMP catabolic process; negative regulation of glucose mediated signaling pathway; cAMP catabolic process. The transcript has a single exon.